This is a messenger RNA of Zea mays, 1000 nucleotides long. RefSeq lists its product as uncharacterized. The coding region runs from base 113 to 811 and encodes 232 amino acids. The record is from RefSeq and is marked validated. The transcript has a single exon. Lineage: Eukaryota; Viridiplantae; Streptophyta; Magnoliopsida; Poales; Poaceae.
GCCCGUGUCCACCGCGUCCUCUCCUGCCCGUCGCUCACGCCGCCAACACUACCAGGCUACCAGCUCAGCUCGCGCUCGUCCGGCCGCCUCCUUUCGCCUGCCAGCACCCACCAUGCCACACGGCCACAGGGGCAUGCAGCCCGCCACGACGGUGCUCGCGGUGAAGGCGGCCCUGGCGCUGGCCGCGGCCGCGUCCCUGGCGCGCCUCGCAGUCCCGCGCCUCGCGUCCGCGGCCGGCGCCGUGCUCCCGCGCGUCUGGGCCGCCGCGCGCCUCUGCCUCGUCCCGCCCUACCUCUUCGUCACCGUGCACCUCAUCAUCCUCGUCAUCUGGAAGCUGUCCUCCGACCACAGCCACGUCCACGUCCACCAUCAGCCCGGCGCGCCGCCAUCGCCCGCUGCCCACGCCCGCGCCGCGGAGGUGCCGGUGCCGCCCGUCAAGGCCAAGGCCAAGCAGGAGGAGGACUGCGAGGAUCUGCAGGCCGAGUUCUCCCCCACGGGCUCCGGCGGCGGCGGCAGCGAGUCCUGCGUCACCACGGAGUCCGACGAGGACGCCUCCUCCUCCGCCCUCCUGGAGCGGGAGCGGGAGCCCUCGCUUGACGGCGACGCCGACCACGACCUCGACGCCACGUGGAACGCCAUCAUGCGGAGGACGCGCCCCGCUCCCGCUGCUCCUGCUCCCGCGCAGCACCAGCACCAGCACCACCACCACCAACCGCCGAGAACCCGGGACCCGUCGGUCGGCGCGGAGGAGAUGAACCGCCGCUUCGACGACUUCAUCGAGAAGAACCGCAACUCCUUCGGCCGGCGGUAGCUAGGCCUAGGCGACCUCCCGACCCGAUCGAUCCAGCCUCGCCGCCGUACGAUACAUACGUACAUAGCACAAGACGCAUGCAUCUUUGGUUGUGGUUGUUUUUUUCUUCUCUUUUUCAUCUUGGUGUACAUAGCACAAGGCACAAGUAAUUUAUAUCUUACCUACUCGGUGAGAGUGAAACAGCACAGU